AGAAGAAAUCGUUCCUCUUCCAUCCAUCAGACACAGGAAGAAGAAAAUAAAGCUCUCAACAGAAUGGUAACCAGCAAAGAUGAAAAGACACAACCUAAACAAGAAACCAAGCUUGGAGGAAACAGGGCGGCUCUUUUUGUUUACGCUACGGAAGCUCUUGAGAACAUGGCAUUUAUCUCCAAUGCCGUGAGCUUGGUAACUUAUUUCUACGGAUACAUGAACUUCAGCUUAACAAAGUCUGCCAAUACGCUUACCAACUUCCUGGGGACUUCAUUUUUGCUGGCUCUCUUUGGAGGAUUUAUCACAGAUACAUAUUUGUCAAGAUUCAAGACCAUUGUCCUGUUUGGAUCCAUUGAGUUGGUGGGAUAUGCUCUUCUAGCGGUGCAAGCACAUUUUGAUCAAUUAAGGCCAGCUCCUUGCGGGGGUGCAGCUCGGCAAAUGAAUCAAUGUGAGACUGCUGACAGUAGCCAAAACACAAUACUUUUUGCUGGUCUAUAUCUGGUUGCAUUUGGCACCAGUGGGAUUAAAGCUGCUUUGCCUGCACUUGGAGCAGACCAAUUUGAUGGAAAGGACCCUAAAGAGGCAGCUCAAUUGUCCAGUUUUUUCAACUGGUUUUUAUUUAGCCUCACUGUUGGUUCCAUAAUCGGUUGCACAUUCCUUGUCUGGAUAAGCACCAAUGUUGGUUGGCAAUGGAGUUUUGGUAUGUGCACCGUAGCUGUCUUGUUCGCUGUUGUGUUUGUAAGCAUGGGCAAGUCACUGUAUCGGAAUUAUGUGCCUAAAGGAAGCCCCAUCGUUCGCAUCUUACAGGUGUUCGUUGCUGCAAUUCGAAAUCGCCACCUUCCAACACCAGAAAUGGCUGAUGAAUUACAUGAGGUUCUUGACAAAGAAGCAGGACUGCAAAUUGAAAUUCUUCAAAGAACCGAUCAAUUCAGGUUUUUGGACCGAGCUGCAAUCCUUACAACCAGUAGAUUUUCUGGUUCAUCUCCAUCGAUUACUCCAGGACCCUGGAGACUAUGCACAGUGACACAAGUAGAAGAAACAAAGAUUCUACUUCGCAUGCUGCCGAUUAUUCUCAGCACUGUUUUCAUGAACACAUGUUUGGCUCAACUCCUAACUUUCUCCAUCCAACAGAGCACAACAAUGGAUCCUCAUUUGUUUGGAUUUAAAAUGCCUGGCCCCUCCCUUCCAGUCAUCCCCUUAAUUUUCAUGUUCAUUCUAAUCCCACUAUACGACCGCGUGUUUGUUCCCAUUGCUAGAAAGUUGACAGGAGUCCCAACUGGGAUUCGACUUCUUCAGAGAAUCGGAGUUGGGCUGGUACUCUCAGCCAUUUCCAUGGCCAUUGCCGGAAUCAUGGAAACCCGAAGGAAAUCCGUGGCUGUAAAACACAACAUGGUGGACUCUAUCGAGCCUCUACCAAUGAGUGUGCUUUGGCUUGGAUUCCAAUAUGCUAUAUUUGGAGCGGCUGAUAUGUUCAGUCUGGUUGGACUGCUAGAGUUUUUCUAUGCAGAGAGUUCAGCUGGAAUGAGGUCAUUAAGCACAGCCAUCUCAUGGUGCUCAGUGGCAUUUGGGUAUUUCUUAAGCACAGUGGUGGUAGAUGUGGUGAACAAAGUGAGUGGUGGGUGGCUGGCCAGUAACAACUUGAACAGAGACAAACUCAACUAUUUCUAUUGGCUGCUUUCAGGUUUGAGUGUGGUGAAUUUUGGUGUUUAUCUGUUGUGUGCCCAUUGGUACAGAUAUAAGAAGGAUGAGGCAAAUCAAGAGAAGGAAAUUAGUGAUGCUGAUACCAAGGGAAAAAGAAAGUUUGAAAUGGAGAAAUUUUAGAAAUAGAACGGCCCAAUUCCUGAAAGAUUGCUCCUGAUAUUGUUUGUAUCAAUCUAUACUGCUUGUGUACAUGUAUAGUGAAAUAGAAAUAAUGUUGUCCAAAGCUUUAUUGCUGGUUGUUUAAA
This is a messenger RNA of Mangifera indica (mango), 1946 nucleotides long. Its product is annotated as protein NRT1/ PTR FAMILY 4.5-like. The transcript has 6 exons. Gene Ontology annotation, molecular function: transmembrane transporter activity. The coding region runs from base 64 to 1821 and encodes 585 amino acids. The record is from RefSeq and is a predicted model, not a curated record. Gene Ontology annotation, biological process: transmembrane transport. NCBI's taxonomy places the organism in Eukaryota, Viridiplantae, Streptophyta, Magnoliopsida, Sapindales, Anacardiaceae. Gene Ontology annotation, cellular component: membrane.